UCUCCCAGUUGCCCAGCAGGACAGUUGGGUUUUGGCUUCUCAAGCAACUCUAUCACACCACAGAGUCAAACCAGCCGCCAUGAGCAAGUCCUAUUCCUCCUCGGCCCAGACGGCCUCCUCAUACCGCCGCACCUUUGGUUCUGGAGUUGGUUCAACCCCCAUGUCUUCCCUCUUCUCCACUCACGGAGGUGGCCGCAGCUCAGGCUCGAGUAAGUCUACUCGAGUCUAUGAGGUGAAGAGCAGUGGCAUUCCCUCCUUUUCCAGCUACAGGGUCUCAUCGGGGGGCGCCGGCCUGGGCGCCUCCAAAGCCAUGCGCUCCUACGGCGAGAAACUCGACUUCAACCUGGCCGACGCCAUGAACCAAGACUUCCUCAGCACAAGGACCAACGAGAAGGCCGAGCUUCAGCAUCUCAACGACCGCUUUGCCAGCUACAUUGAGAAGGUCCGUUUCCUGGAGCAGCAGAACGCGGCGCUGACCGUGGAGAUCGAGCACCUGAAGGGCCGCGAGGGACCCGGCCGCGUGGCCGAGAUGUACGAGGAGGAAAUGAGGGAGCUGAGGAGGCAGAUAGAAGCUGCGUCCAACCAGCGCGCCCGUGUGGAGGUGGAGAGAGACAACCUGGCUGACGACCUGCAGAAGCUGAAGCUCAGACUACAGGAGGAGAUUCACCAGAAGGAAGAAGCCGAGAACAACUUGUCUGCCUUCAGAGCCGACGUGGACAACGCUACUCUGGCCAGGCUGGACCUGGAGAGACGCAUUGAAAGUCUGCAAGAAGAAAUUGCAUUCCUCAAGAAGAUACACGAGGAGGAGAUCCGUGAGCUGCAGAGCCAGAUGCAGGACACGCAGGUGCAGAUCCAGAUGGACAUGUCCAAACCCGACUUGACUGCCGCUCUGAGGGACAUCCGCAUGCAGUACGAGGGUAUCGCAGCCAAGAACAUCUCAGAGGCCGAGGACUGGUACAAGUCUAAGGUCACGGAUCUGAACUCGGCCGUCUCAAAGAACAACGAUGCCCUGCGUCAAGCCAAACAGGACAGCAUGGAGUACAGACACCAGAUCCAGUCCUACACCUGUGAGAUUGACUCACUCAAGGGAACAAACGAGUCUCUGCUGCGCCAGAUGAGGGACAUGGAGGACCGCAUGGGUCACGAGGCUUCCGGAUACCAGGACACCAUUACCCGUCUGGAAGAGGACAUUGCCAAGAUGAAGGACGACAUGGCCCGUCACCUGAGGGAGUACCAGGACCUGCUCAAUGUGAAGAUGGCUCUGGACAUUGAGAUCGCCACCUACCGCAAGCUGCUGGAGGGCGAGGAGGGCAGGAUCACCACCGCCGGUCAGGUCCAGUCUGCCUACUCUUCCAUUGGAUUCAGAGAGACCAGCCCUGAAUUUCAGCCUCAGCGCUCCUCUGAGACCCACUCAAAGAAGACCGUACUCAUUAAGACCAUCGAGACCCGCGAUGGCGAGGUGGUCAGCGAGUCCACGCAGCACCAGCAGGACAUCAUGUGAGCGGCAGCAUCUUGACGUUGUCUACCAUGGCGGUGAAGGAGGGUUAUUAGCCUGCAGGGAAGCUAGCACGCCACAGUUAGCAUGUGGAGCGGCGAGGGGCGGUAUGGCGGGAAAGUGAAACAGGAAGUGAGUCGUGUGACCUUGGGAAGAGUGUGAGAUUGUCUGCUUCGCCCAAAUAAACAUUUGUUACCACCACUCUUCUGCCAAC
Molecule: messenger RNA, 1709 nt
Organism: Entelurus aequoreus (snake pipefish)
Lineage: Eukaryota; Metazoa; Chordata; Actinopteri; Syngnathiformes; Syngnathidae
Gene: desma
Product: desmin a
Exons: 10
Coding region: 80-1501 (473 amino acids)
Biological process (GO): skeletal muscle organ development
Cellular component (GO): Z disc; cell-cell junction; sarcolemma
Source: RefSeq, a predicted model, not a curated record